CCAUUAUACCCCAAAGUCGCACCCCUGCCCAACUUACCAGAAAACCAAAUGCCAAGAAAACCAAGGGAACAAAGGAAAAAGGAAAAAAAAUCAAAUUUGAGCCCACAUUCUAUAAAUCACACCAUAAACAAUCACUUCCUUCACUUGUACUUCUCAAAUCCCAACCCACAUAACUAUAAUUAAAAUCCCCCAAAAAAUUGAAAUCCCCCAGAAAUACGUUUCUCUUUCUCUUUACAAAACAGGCGCAAAUAGACCCGUACCAGAGAGAAAGAGAAAGAGAGAAGAAAAUGGCUAUGGCUCGGGCGAGCUCGGGGCUCCAAUACCCCGAGCGGUUUUACGCGGCGGCCUCCUACGCUGGCUUCGACGGAUCUCCUCGUUCCUCCUCCAAAGCCGUCCGCUCCAAGUUCAACUCCGAGUCCGCUCUCAUACUCUAUGCUUUGUACCAGCAGGCUACAGUAGGGCCUUGCAACGCACCUGAACCUAGUGCUUGGAAUGCUGUUGAGAAAAGCAAAUGGAGCAGCUGGAAGAAGCUUGCAGACAUGGCUUCCACUGAAGCAAUGCGUCUUUUUGUGAAAAUAUUAGAGGAAGAAGAUCCAGGUUGGUAUUCAAGAGCAUCAAACUUUGUUUCAGAUCCUGUGGUAGAUGUACAAAUGAAUCAAAGUUCAAAUGUUCACCCAGUUGUCGAGAAUGGGAACUCUUUCCCUGAGACCAAGACAAUCUCCACUGAAAAUGGGAGCAUAGUGGAAGCUCAGGAUAAAGAUGUUGUCUCCGAAGGCUUUGGUUCAAUUGGUGUUUAUGAUCAAUGGAUUGCACCUCCAAUAUCUGGCCAUCGUCCGAAAUCCCGAUAUGAGCAUGGAGCAGCCGUUAUUCAAGACAAGAUGUACAUAUAUGGUGGAAACCACAAUGGUCGCUACCUAAAUGAUCUCCAUGCCUUGGAUUUGAGGAGUUGGAGUUGGUCAAAGAUUGAGGCCAAAGCUGGGGCUGAGUCACUUGAGUCACCAUCUCCAGUAACAGUAACCGCACGUGCUGGUCAUUCCUUGAUAUCAUGGGAGAAUAAACUCAUUUCAAUUGCUGGACAUACAAAGGAUCCUUCUGAUUCUAUUGAGGUGAAGGCAUUUGAUCUACAAACUUGCACGUGGUCAUUCUUAAAGACUUAUGGAAAACCACCGGCAUCACGUGGGGGUCAAUCUGUGUCCCUUGUUGGAGGUGGCUUGGUGAUUUUUGGGGGACAAGAUGCAAAGAGAACUCUCUUGAAUGACCUGCAUAUUCUUGACCUAGAAACAAUGACCUGGGAUGAGAUUGAUGCCAUAGGGGUGCCUCCUUCUCCAAGGUCUGAUCACACUGCUGCUGUUCAUGCUGACCGCUACCUCCUUAUCUUUGGUGGGGGUUCCCAUGCCACUUGUUACAAUGAUCUGCAUGUCCUUGAUUUGCAAACUAUGGAAUGGUCAAGACCCACACAACAGGGUGAGAUACCAACUGCACGGGCUGGACAUGCAGGUGUAACAGUUGGGGAGAAUUGGUUCAUAGUUGGUGGUGGUGACAACAAGAGUGGGGCUUCAGAAACUGUUGUCCUAAAUAUGUCUACUCUUGUUUGGUCUGUUGUAACUACUGUUGAAGGGCGCAUUCCUGUUGCUAGUGAGGGACUAAGUUUGGCCGUAGGUUCUUACAAUGGUGAAGAUGUACUUGUAUCAUUUGGAGGGUACAAUGGGCGUUACAACAAUGAGGUUAACGUUCUUAAACCAAGCCACAAGUCAACCUUGCAAUCAAGGAUGAUGGAAACGCCUGUGCCAGACAGUGUUUCUGCUGUGCUUAAUGCUACAAAUGGUACCAGAGAUGUGGAGUCUGAGUUUGAAGCAGGGCAAGAAGGAAAAAUUAGGGAAAUCGUUAUGGACAAUGUUGAGUCAGAUCUCAUGAAAGCAAGAGGCAAGAGUACCAAUGAACAUCUUAUAGCAACCCUCAAAGCAGAGAAAGAAGAAUUAGAAUCAUCACUAAGCAAGGAGAAAGUACAAACUCUCCAAUUAAAGCAAGAGUUAGCAGAAGCAGAGACUCGAAACACUGACCUGUACAAGGAGCUUCAAUCUGUACGUGGCCAACUUGCAUCUGAGCAGUCAAGAUGUUUCAAACUUGAGGUUGAACUUGCAGAACUUCGACAGAAGUUGCAAACAAUGGAGGCAUUGCAGAAAGAACUUGAACUCCUCCAGCGACAAAAGGCUGCAUCCGAACAAGCAGCUUUGAAUGCUAAAAGGCAGAGCUCAGGCGGCGUCUGGGGCUGGCUUGCUGGAACGCCUGGUAAUGAAAAAGUGGACGAUGCCUAAAUAGCUGUCAAGGCCAAAUGAAUAGGGGUUGUUACAUGAUAGAUUUGGUUCUCAUUGAAUAUUUUUUAACUCCUUUUGAUAUAUUUUUGUUAUACUCAACCAAGUUCUUUCCUGUGAUAGAAAUAAGAUAUGAGGUUCUUAUUGGCGAGAGGGGGAGGACCCCACUUGGGGUUUUUGCAUGAAUACAUGUCUGCAAUUUCAGUUAUGUAGUUUCAUGUCUGUGAGUGCUAUAUAAUUCUUUUGGGUCACCAAUUUUUGUUUGAGUUUGUAUUCAAAGUGAAUAUAUAUAUUAAGUGAAGUGUAGAUCUCAGUGUUUA
Prunus avium (sweet cherry) is the source of this 2632-nucleotide messenger RNA. Its product is annotated as acyl-CoA-binding domain-containing protein 4. Gene Ontology annotation, biological process: lipid transport. The record is from RefSeq and is a predicted model, not a curated record. Gene Ontology annotation, cellular component: cytosol. Lineage: Eukaryota; Viridiplantae; Streptophyta; Magnoliopsida; Rosales; Rosaceae. Gene Ontology annotation, molecular function: protein binding; fatty-acyl-CoA binding.